UCCUGCUCUUACCAAGGGGCAUCACUCACUCUCUCACAAUUUCAGAAAAUUUUGUUUAUUUUAUAGUUUUAACUUGUAAUUUGCAAAUAUCUUGAUUAAUAUCAUCAUAUUAAUUUAAUUUUUUUGGUAGUGUUUGUGUGUUUGUGGGGUCAGAAAGUUGAGAAGCUGUUACUACCAAGAAGAGAGAGAUAGAAGAGUAAGAGGCAAAGUGAGUGAGUCCUAGGUAGUAGAUAAAAAUGUUGAUAACGGUCAGAGAACUUUCUUCUUCUUCUCUCCUUAGCUUCCAACUCAAUCCCAAAGCCACUCCAACUCCAAGGCUCAAGAAAUCAAUCUGCCGUGCCAGCUUCUCUGUUCAGAGAAAACCCAACACCACCAAAUCAUGGAACUUUGGCCUUCACUCCAACAGCUGUGAGGGCUCCGUAUUUGAUCCCUUGGGUAUUAAUUCAGAUGUACCUUCUGGUUUAAAUGCUGCCUGGGAAAGUUUUCUGUGCUUGUUUUCACAAACAUAUGAAAGUGCUUCUAGUGCAAAAAAGGAGAAACCUUCCUCUGCUCGAGGAGUAGCAGCUGCAAUAGAGGACAGUAACAUUGAUUUUGGGGACUUCUUCAAAGGUCCAUUACCAGGAAAGUUUCUCAAGCUCUUAGGUUAUCUAGCCUUAUCACGGCUUGGAAUAUACAUACCUCUUGGUGGGGUAAAUAGUGAGGCUUUUCUUGGAAAUUUGGAUCAGAACAGUUUAUUGAGCACUCUGGAUACAUUUUCUGGAGGAGGCAUUGGUAGACUUGGAAUAUGCUCUCUUGGUAUUGUUCCCUUCAUCAAUGCACAGAUUGUGUUCCAGCUUCUUACGCAAAUUUAUCCCAAGUUGCAAGAUCUUCAGAAAAGAGAAGGAGAAGCAGGAAGAAAGAAAAUUCUUCAGUAUACUCGAUAUGCUUCAGUUGGGUUUGCCAUUGUACAGGCAAUUGGCCAAGUACUCUACCUUCGGCCCUAUGUCAAUGACUUCAGUACGCAAUGGGUUCUUACUUCUGUUACCUUAUUGACUCUUGGCUCAGCAUUUACAACAUACAUAGGGGAGCGAAUUACGGACCUCAAACUUGGAAAUGGCACAUCCCUUUUGAUAUUCACAAGCAUUAUCUCCUACUUGCCUGCAUCUUUUGGUAGGACUGUUGCACAAGCAUUUCAGGAUGGUAACUACAUUGGACUCAUCGCAAUCAUUGUCUCCUUCUUCCUAUUGGUCCUCAGUAUUGUAUAUGUUCAGGAAGCAGAGAGGAAAAUUCCACUUAACUAUGCCUCGAGAUACACCAGUAAAAGUGGAGGGCUUCAAAAAUCUGCUUACCUACCCUUUAAGGUGAAUAGUUCUGGAGUGAUGCCAAUUAUAUUUUCUACCUCAUCAUUAGCUCUUCCUGCUACUCUAGCACGCUUUACUGGUUUAAAUGCACUGAAGAAUGCCGCAGUGGCCUUAAAUCCAGGGGGUUCUUUCUAUCUCCCCACGAACAUCCUUUUAAUAGCCUUCUUCAACUACUAUUAUACUUUCCUACAAUUGGACCCUGAUGAUGUGAGUGAACAGUUAAAGCGCCAAGGUGCAUCAAUUCCACUUGUGCGACCGGGUAAAAGUACAGCUGCAUUUAUUAAAACGGUUCUUAGUCGGAUAUCGGUUCUUGGUUCGGGCUUUUUGGCAAUACUGGCUGCUGGUCCUGCCUUGAUAGAACAAACCACACACCUGACUGCAUUUCGGGGAUUUGCUGGUACAUCUGUUCUCAUUCUUGUUGGCUGUGCAACAGACACUGCAAGAAAAGUUCAAGCAGAAAUAAUUUCCCAAAAGUACAAGAACAUAGAAUUUUAUGACAUUGACAAGUAUGGCCCAUAAAAGGAAUGAGAGGAUACAUCUGCAAAAGUUCUAACGCUAGCGAAUGGAUACAUCUGCAAGAGAGAUGAUAUGGUGAUACUUUGCCAUGUUAGAUUUGGUUCGGCAGUCCCUGUAUUUUCAUUGUUUUGAAUAUACGUAUCGAUUUACACUUGUACAUAGUGCUGCAGAACAGCCUACUAAUUGAUUUAUGGCCAGCUCUCUAGUCUCAACAUGUUAAGUUAUCACAAAUAAUUGGAAUAUUCAUUGUUUGCUCAUUGCUGACCAGUUUUGUGUCAAAGGAAACAGAAGUUGGGGAGAUAGCCUAGUUUGUCAAA
Messenger RNA from Quercus robur (English oak), 2173 nucleotides. RefSeq names its product preprotein translocase subunit SCY1, chloroplastic. Bases 237 to 1859 code for a protein of 540 amino acids. Lineage: Eukaryota; Viridiplantae; Streptophyta; Magnoliopsida; Fagales; Fagaceae. The transcript is spliced from 8 exons. Gene Ontology annotation, cellular component: chloroplast thylakoid membrane. Gene Ontology annotation, molecular function: signal sequence receptor activity; transmembrane protein transporter activity. Gene Ontology annotation, biological process: SRP-dependent cotranslational protein targeting to membrane, translocation. The record is from RefSeq and is a predicted model, not a curated record.